CCGCCGCCCUUCCCGAACGAACACAAGCGGAUCCUGCCGGCCAGGGGAUUCUGGGUGCCUGGACGCCCACUUCCUGGCCCGCAGUCAGGAAUGACACCUGGGACGCUGGAGCGAGCACCAGAGUCCCUGGAGGCCGCCCCCACCGUCCGGACCCUGACCCCGCCGCCUCAGGACUCCCGGCAGCCAAACACCCUUUCCGUUCGCCCGCGUCGGCGCCGGGGUCAUAAGCACCCGCCGUGCGCAGGCGCGGGUCGCCCUACCGCGUCGGUUAGCCUACGUCACGUGACGCCUCGUCGCGCCGCCGUCACGUGACGGCCGUCCGCAGCUUCUGGCCUCCUGGGCGUGCGCCCCCUUCCGCCUGACGCGCCCCCGGCGGCGGCCGCGCAGCAGCCCUGGCUCCUCGCGGGCUCGGGCGGCGGCUGCGGCGGGGCUAUGGCGAGCGGAGGCGGAGGUGGUAACACCGGCGCGGUGGGAGUCCAGGGGCUGGGCCUGAGCCUCGGCCUGGGCCUGGGUCUAAGCCUUGGCAUGGGGGAGGCCCCUGGCGAGGCGGAGGAGGAGGCUGCCACGGCCGAGGCGGUAGGACGCCUAGCUACGGCGCUGUGGCUGCGGCUCCGGGGCUGGGAAGCGGUGCUGGCGGCGGCGCAGCGACUGCUGGUGUGGGAGAAGCCGCUGCACAGCCUGGUCACUGCGGCGGCGCUCAACGGCCUCUUCUGGUUGCUGUCUUCGUCGUCCCUCCGGCCCUUUUUCCUGCUCAGCGUCUCACUUUUGGCCUAUUUUCUCCUGGAUCUUUGGCAGCCACGCGUUCUCCCCGAGGUUGCAGCAUCCUCCCCAGAAGAGCCACACUCUGACAGUGAGGGUGCGGGGUCAGGCGCCCGGCCUCACCUGCUGAGUGUGCCCGAGUUGUGCAGAUACCUGGCUGAGAGCUGGCUCACCUUCCAGAUUCACCUACAGGAGCUGCUGCAGUACAAGAGGCAGAAUCCAGCUCAGUUCUGUGCUCGAGUCUGCUCUGGCUGUGCCGUGCUGGCCGUGCUGGGACACUAUGUGCCCGGGAUCAUGAUUUCCUACAUUGUCUUGCUAAGUAUCCUGCUGUGGCCCCUGGUGGUAUAUCAUGAGCUGAUCCAGAGAAUGUAUACUCGCCUUGAGCCCCUGCUCAUGCAGCUGGACUACAGCAUGAAGGCAGAAGCUGAUGCCCUGCACCACAAACACGACAAGAGGAAGCGCCAGGGGAAGUGCACUCCCCCAGGAGGUGAUGAGCCACUGGCAGAGACCGAGAGCGAAAGUGAGGCAGAGCUGGCUGGCUUCCCCCCAGUGGUGGAUGUGAAGAAAACAGCACUGGCCUUGGCCAUUACAGACUCAGAGCUUUCGGAUGAAGAGGCUUCUAUCUUGGAGAGUGGCGGUUUCUCCGUGUCCCGGGCAACAACUCCACAGCUGACCGAUGUCUCCGAAGAUUUGGACCAACAGAGCCUGCCAAGUGAGCCAGAGGAGGCCCUGAGCCGGGAGCUAGGAGAGGGAGAAGGAGAAGAAGCAGAGCUGGCCCCUCCGGAAGUUGUGCUGGGCACCCCCCAGACCCUCUCGAGGCAAGCCCUGGACUCAGAGGAGGAGGAGGAGGAGGAAGACAUGGCCACCCAAGAAACCCUGCUCCGGCUUUCAUCCCCCCUCCACUUUGUGAACACGCACUUCAAUGGGGCAGGGUCUUCCUCAGGUGCGGGGCCGUGCUCCUCUGGAGGACCAGUGGAGACGCUGAUCCCCAAGGCAGUGAGUGGUGACCUCACUGAUGCACCCAGCACCCUGUCACCCCCACUUGGCCUUGCUGCAAGCAACCUGGUCCCAUCCCCUUCCAUGCUCCCCCCUCCUUGCCAGGACUUCCCCCAGACCCUGCCAGCCCCUGAGGAAGAAGAGGCACUCACCACUGAGGACUUUGAGUUGCUGGAUCAGGGGGAGCUGGAGCAGCUGACCACGGAGCCGGGCUUGGGGCCAGAGACACCCCCAGAGCCCCCGGAUGCUCCUCCUCCUCUAUCAGCAGGGCUGGAUGCCCGUUCUCUGGUACAGUCAGACCAAGAGGCCCAGGCUGGGGCAGAGCCAUGAGCCCUCAGGGGAGGAGCUGCAGGCACGCCAGGGCUUCCUGGCUGCAGGUGUUACUGUUUCCUCCUGCCCCUCCAGACCCAAUAAGGGGCCAUGUAUAGGGCAACUGGCUGUCAGAUGGUAGCCAGUCCACCCCUCUGCCUGCCUGCCUGCCUGCCUGCUAUCCUGGGCCUCAUGGUGCACCUGUGCCUAGGAUUGGUUUUAAGUUUGUAAAUACUUUUCCAGUUGGAUCUGUGGAUGUGAACAGGGCCAGGGAAGUCUUUCCCACAGCCUGCACUUGGCUCCCUGCCUCAUCUGUAUUCUCAUUCCACUGUGUCCCAAGCCCUGGUGGUCCAGCCCUCUGUUCUCCCUCCUAUCCUCAGGGACCUGCACUGCUCUGCCCUCGUGUCCCACUGGGUUGUUUAGUUCAGGCACUUUAUUGUUUUCCUUUCCUGUACCUUAUUCCUCUCUGCUUUACCUCCCUGCUGUGUCAUGUCUUUAGCAACUCAGCCCCACCUUUGCCACCUCCGUUUUCCCAGCAGGCACUAUGAAGCUUUAGGGAGGCUCCCAGGCUGGGGGCAGUGGGUCCGACCAGUAGUUUUGCACUUAGGUCACUGGUAGCUCUGGAAGCUGCACUGCCCCCUUGCCCUUGUUCAUGCAAGCCUCUACUGAUGCAGAAGAGCAGGGCUCCUGCAGCAUAGGCACUUGUGCUGGGGACAGGGAACAUGUCCCAGGAGUGAAGAAGGCAGCCUGCUCCUCUGGGCCACGGGUGGUCAAAGUGUGGUGGAACCCUUGUCCUCGGGGCAGGCAGUAGUAACAUCUGUGCGGGUGUCACUUGGGAAAAUAAAGUGUCCAUUGGCUAGAAGCACUG
Messenger RNA from Ochotona princeps (American pika), 2932 nucleotides. It is a transcript of the gene RETREG2, whose product is annotated as reticulophagy regulator family member 2. Lineage: Eukaryota; Metazoa; Chordata; Mammalia; Lagomorpha; Ochotonidae. Bases 433 to 2085 code for a protein of 550 amino acids. The record is from RefSeq and is a predicted model, not a curated record. The transcript has 9 exons.